This is a messenger RNA of Lagenorhynchus albirostris (white-beaked dolphin), 2038 nucleotides long. RefSeq names its product abhydrolase domain containing 15 (gene ABHD15). The coding region runs from base 1 to 1407 and encodes 468 amino acids. The transcript is spliced from 2 exons. Gene Ontology annotation, molecular function: short-chain carboxylesterase activity; monoacylglycerol lipase activity. Lineage: Eukaryota; Metazoa; Chordata; Mammalia; Artiodactyla; Delphinidae. The record is from RefSeq and is a predicted model, not a curated record.
AUGCCGCCGUGGGGCGCCGCCCUCGCCCUGCUCCUGGCCGCGCUCGCCCUGCUUGGCCUGCUCGCCGCGCUGCUGCGGCGCCCCGGGAGGCGCGCCGUCGGAGCGAGGACCCUGCCGGGGGCGCAGGGCCAAGACCACGAGGAGGAGGUGGACGGCGCAGGCUCCGCGGACCAGUUCAGCGACGGGCGUGAGCCUCUGCCCGGAGGGUGCAGGCUCAUCUGUAAGCCGUCGGCGCUGGCCCAGUGCCUGCUGCGCGCCUUGCGACGCUCGACAGCGCUGGAGCCGGGCCCGCGCUCCUGGCUCUCCGGGCCCCACCUGCAGACCCUCUGCCAUUUCGUGCUGCCGGUGGGGCCGGGGUCCGAUCUGGCCCGGGAGUACCUGCAGUUGGCGGACGACGGGCUGGUGGCCCUGGACUGGGUCGUGGGACCUUGCGCCCGGGGCCGCCGGGUCACCAAUGCCGGGGGCCUCCCGGCGGUGCUGCUGGUGAUCCCCAAUGCCUGGGGACGCCUCACCCGCAACGUGCUCGGCCUCUGCCUGCUGGCCCUGGAGCGCGGCUACUACCCGGUCAUCUUCCACCGUCGCGGCCACCACGGCUGCCCACUGGUCAGCCCCCGGCUGCAGCCUUUCGGGGACCCGUCUGAUCUCAAAGAGGCCAUCACUUACAUCCGCUUCCGACACCCCGCAGCCCUGCUGUUCGCGGUGAGCGAGGGCUCAGGCUCGGCGCUGCUGCUGUCCUACCUGGGUGAGUGUGGCUCCUCCAGCUACAUGACCGGUGCAGCCUGCAUCUCGCCGGUGCUAUGCUGCCGCGAGUGGUUUGAGGCCGGCCUGCCCUGGCCCUACGAGCGGGGCUUUCUGCUCCACCAGAAGAUCGCCCUCAGCAGGUACGCCACAGCCCUGGAGGACACAGUGGACACUGGAAAACUGUUCAGGAGCCGCUCCCUGCGAGAGUUUGAAGAGACCCUCUUCUGCCACACCAAGAGCUUCCCCAUCAGCUGGGACACCUACUGGGACCACAACGACCCCCUCCGGGAUGUGGACGAGGCAGCCGUACCUGUGCUAUGCAUCUGUAGCGCCGAUGAUCCUGUGUGUGGGCCCCCAAACCACUUUCUGCCAACUGAACUCUUUCACAGCAACCCCUACUUCUUCCUCCUGCUCAGCCGCCAUGGAGGCCACUGUGGCUUCCUGCGCCAGGAGCCUUUGCCAGCCUGGAGCCACGAGGUCAUCUUGGAGUACUUCCGGGCCUUGACUGAGUUCUUCCGAACGGAGGAGAGGAUGAAAGGGCUGAGCAGGCGCCGAGUUUCGUUCCUAGGGGGCCGGCGUCGCUGGGGAACCCUGCCAAAGCGGGAGGUCUCUCCCUCUUCCAACCUGGAGGAGAUCUUUAGCUGGAAGAGAUCGUAUACAAGGUGAGACCUGACCCAAGAACCCGCCAGCCCUGCGAGGAAGAAAGAGCUGGGCACGGCUGAGUCCUGAAAAGGCAUUGAGGACUGAAUGGGGCAGGCAGCUUCAGCUCUUUGCCCCUGAUUCAGCCCCUUCUCUCUUAAACUGGUCUGUGGAAAGAGAUGGAACUUCAGCAAGCUAGCGUUCAUUUGCCCCUGAGCAGAACUCCUGCCCAGGCCCUGCUCUACACAUGCCAACUCAUCCUGGUUCAGCAGCUGGGCAUUCCCUGUCACUGUCCCCUGUCACCGACUUCAUAAGCCAAAGAAUAUCUCCAUGUACGUCCCUGGACUCAAGAGAAAAUGCUCGCUCACAGCAAAGAUACAAAGGAGAUGAGUUUUGUGAGCCAUUGGGCAGGUCUGUGCCACAUAAAUAAUCAGCUCUGUGACGCUGGUUCUCAAGCUGGAGCCACUUGAUGUAGUGAGGACAGGAUGUUUGUGUCUCGAUGCUACUUCCCUCGUUUUUUUCUGCGGCUGUGGCGCUCUGCUGACUUCAUGUGGUGGCAGACGUGGAAGUGGCUCACAGAGCUAACGCGUCUUGCGUUGACUGUGAGAUAGGCCCAGAGGCAGUAAGUGCUGUGCUGAGACUGGGUUGGGGAGGGCAA